GCUUCUGAGGGCCCGAGCUCGGGCGACGUGUGUGCGUGCGUGCGUGCUCGCGUGCGUCCCCGUUUAGUCCGGUGGUUCGGUCGUCCCCGGCGCGGAAUUGCUGCCGAAGGGGCCGAGGUUCCUUGUCUGUGGGUACAGAGUCGAGUCUUUAAAAAAUACAACAUAAAAAUGGCUUCGAAAAGAGCUCUGGUCAUCCUGGCCAAAGGAGCAGAGGAGAUGGAGACAGUCAUCCCCGUAGAUGUCAUGAGGCGAGCUGGAAUUAAAGUCACCAUUGCGGGUCUGGCUGGGAAAGACCCAGUACAGUGUAGCCGAGACGUCGUCAUUUGUCCUGAUGCCAGUCUGGAAGACGCAAAAAAAGAGGGACCUUAUGAUGUAGUGGUUCUGCCGGGAGGCAAUCUGGGUGCGCAGAAUUUAUCUGAGUCUGCUGCUGUGAAGGAGAUCCUGAAAGAACAAGAAAAAAGGAAGGGCCUCAUAGCUGCCAUCUGUGCAGGUCCUACGGCUCUUUUGGCUCAUGAAAUAGGUUUUGGAAGCAAAGUUACAACACACCCACUUGCUAAAGACAAAAUGAUGAAUGGAAGUCAUUACAGCUACUCCGAGAACCGUGUGGAGAGAGACGGCCUGAUCCUCACGAGCCGCGGGCCUGGAACCAGCUUUGAGUUCGCUCUCGCGAUCGUCGAGGCGCUGAACGGCAAGGACGCGGCUGACCAAGUGAAGGCCCCGCUCGUUCUUAAAGAUUAGAGCGGACAGCUUUGAUCAGAAGUAGAGAAACAGGCCGUUUGUAAUCAUUCUCACCACGUUCGCUUGAAGCAAAACGUGCGGUUCCCGUGCAGAGUUUCCCUGCCUGUGCCCAGGUCCCCACGGUCCUGAACCUUGAUGGCAGAGCAAAUGGCAUUUAGCAAACUACCAAUUGUUACUUUGUUUAUCGCUGGUUUCCCCUUGUUGGUAUGUGUGAAACCAAAUUCAUGAUCAGCCUCACUUGCAUCUGUUAACUGUUGAUAGAGCUACUGAGAUAGACUAGCAGUGAACACAUUAGACACAGCAAGGAGGAAAAGCGUAAAGGCAGAGAUUUAAGAAGCUUGUGAUUUUCUCUCAUUUGAAUAAUGUGCUGUUAAAAAUACCAAUGAAGGGGCUCCUGGGUGGCUCAGUGGGUUAAGCACCUGCCUUCGGCUCAGGUCAUGAUCCCGGGGUCCUGGGAUCGAGCCCCUGCAUCGGGCUCCCUGCUCUACCAGAAGCCUGCUUCUCCCUCUCCCACUCCCCCUGCUUGUGUUCCCUCUGUCGCUGUCUCUCUGUCAAUUAAAUAAAUAAAUAAAAUCUUUAAAAAAAAAUAAAAUA
Molecule: messenger RNA, 1332 nt
Organism: Callorhinus ursinus (northern fur seal)
Lineage: Eukaryota; Metazoa; Chordata; Mammalia; Carnivora; Otariidae
Gene: PARK7
Product: Parkinsonism associated deglycase
Biological process (GO): response to oxidative stress; glycolate biosynthetic process; glyoxal metabolic process
Cellular component (GO): mitochondrion; nucleus; cytoplasm
Molecular function (GO): oxidoreductase activity, acting on peroxide as acceptor
Source: RefSeq, a predicted model, not a curated record